AUGACACUCAACGUCACUGUCGACGUUUCCAAGUACCACGACGGCAACAUCGACCAGCAGCUGAUCGAGGACAAUGUCUACGUUGACAGUGUCAUCCUCCAGACCACUCACGACUAUCCUCGUUGGGAUCAGGAGGGCGCACUCCUGCGAUAUAAACCGCUGAACUUCGACAAGAUCCACCCGGGGGCUUGGUACGCUGUCGUUGUCUUCGGUUGGAGUAACAUCUGGAAUACAGACAAGGUGGCAAACGGGCCGGUUGAGUACUCUGAUUACCUGAAGCCGGAGUUCAAGGACAAACUGGUCUUUACAUAUCCAAACGACGACGAUGCUGUUCUUUUCGCAUUCGACUUGGCCCUUCGGGAGAACGGCCUCGGCUGGUUCAAGCAACUUCUCGUCCAGAGACCUCGCUGGGUCCGCGGCACCGCCACCCCGACGACACUCAUCGGCCAGGCCAACAGAACCUACGCCGCGACCUUCAGCGGCAGCGCCGGCAUGGCCCCCACCGCCCCCUUCAACGUCUCCAUCCCCAAGAACGGCUUCUUCACCACCUGGGGCCAGCGCGGCGCCAUUCUCAAGGACGCGCCUCACCCGGAGGGCGCCAAGCUCCUGCACAACUUCCUCCUGACCGACGAGUACCAGGACCCCGCCAACACGGGCAUGUGGAGCGUCCGCCAGGAUAUCCCCCCGCCUGCUGGAUACCCUGCCCUGUCUGAGCUCAACUCCACCAACCCUAACGAGUUCGACCGUUUCAUGGCCGACCGUCCCCGUGUCGAGAGGUUGAAGCUCUUUACGAGAACCUGA
Molecule: messenger RNA, 801 nt
Organism: Diaporthe citri
Lineage: Eukaryota; Fungi; Ascomycota; Sordariomycetes; Diaporthales; Diaporthaceae
Exons: 2
Coding region: 1-801 (266 amino acids)
Source: RefSeq, a predicted model, not a curated record